AUGUCCGCCACCUCAAUCAUCACCGACCCAGUCCUCACAUCCGUCCUUGCCGCCGCGCACGAAACGCGACAACAAUGUAACUCCAUCCUCGACUUCAUCUCCUCCCAAAACACCUCCGCAUCCGCAUCCGCAUCCGUCUACGAAGACACACACCUCCUCACCGCCCAAAAGACGCUCAGCACGCGCCUCGCCAUCCUCCGCGGUCUGAACCGCAAAGCGAUUCUUUCCGUGCGAAACACCAAACACGAAACCAGCGAAAAGCGACAAGAGAUAGACGCCUUACAUCUCCAACUUCAAAAUCUCUACUACGAACAACGACAUCUCCGAGGAGAGAUUCGAGCUUGCGAAGAUUAUGACCACAAAUUCCCUCUCUUAAAUAUGCUCCCCGCCUCCGACUUUCUCUCGCAACACCCCGAAGAUUUCGCUCUAGAUACGUCUGAAGAUGAUCACGACCUCACCAUUGCACGAAUCGAAGACGAACAUGCGGCGAGGAAAGAAUUGGAUGGCAGAAUACAGGAAUUGACCAAGCAACGAGAGGCGCUGAUGCGGAAGAAUGAUGUGGAAAAAGCACAAUUGGCUGCGUUGGAUGAGAGUUUGGAGAAAUGGAUCAUGGGGGGCAAGGAGAAGAUUGAGAAAUUGUUGGUCGAGGGGAGGAAGGUGUCUUCCUAGCUAGCAUGGUGGGAUCAUAGCGGACCCUCUCAAACGAGGUGCUCUAGAGCAGAGGGAAGCAGAAGCAGAAAAUAUCGCUUGAUGGUC
Sphaerulina musiva SO2202 is the source of this 756-nucleotide messenger RNA. RefSeq lists its product as uncharacterized. Bases 1 to 669 code for a protein of 222 amino acids. Gene Ontology annotation, molecular function: mRNA binding. Gene Ontology annotation, cellular component: THO complex part of transcription export complex. The record is from RefSeq and is a predicted model, not a curated record. The transcript has 2 exons. NCBI's taxonomy places the organism in Eukaryota, Fungi, Ascomycota, Dothideomycetes, Mycosphaerellales, Mycosphaerellaceae. Gene Ontology annotation, biological process: positive regulation of DNA-templated transcription, elongation; mRNA export from nucleus.